AUGGCAACGUCAGCCACUCUCGCCGUUCUGGCACGCCGCAGCCUGCGGCUGGCCCCGCUGCUGCUGGGGAUUCUUGCUGCCGAGCUUUGGCGCUGGUUGUGGAGGCGCUGGGCACGAAGGUCGCUCAGCAGGCCCUUGGCGAUCAAGGAAACCAAGGGGGUGCACCGACGGCCAGGUGUAGACGAUGACCUCCGCUUCCAGCAGAUCGAGGAUGACCCGCGUGAUCUGCCGGGUGCUGCAAUUGGCAAGGCUCAGCUCGGCGCGAGGGGCAUCCCAGUUUCUGGGGGCAUGAACACCGUCUCUUUGGAUCCGGCAUCGACGUUUGUCGAGCCUGGCUUGCGCUGCAUCUGCAGCGUGGAAAGCGACGUGUAUUCGGGUACAAUCUGCCCUGAAGAUCUCGUUGUGGCCCCGGACUUCUUCGGGAAUGCAACGGACAUGCAGAUGUACGACAAGCUCUUGGUUGAGAUGCAGGAGAUGACUGCGGAGAAGAGCGAGUCGGAGCAAGUGAUGGCUCGUAUUCGAGAGUACUUCCGGCUCGACCGCGAAAGCUGCACUAGCUGCCUCACCUGGCAUCAGCAGACGGGAGAGCCGGCAUUGACAGUCAAAGAUCCGGACUUCGAUGCCACGCAGGGUUCCGGCAGAUUCGAAGCUGUGGCGUUCGCUGUAUUUGGCGGCUCCUGUGAGCUACGCCUGCAACGUCCAGGGAAUAAGCGGGACUAUGUGGCGAUCCCCUGCAUCAACGGUGCAUUGCAUCUGAUGGGCGCGGCAGCGUUGGCCAGAUGGCGCUGCGAACGCACCACCUGGGAUAACUGGGAUAAUGGCCUUGUCUCCUUGAUCAUCCUGGGCCGGCCCUGGGGAAUGUCAAGGAGGAGACUGGCCGCAGUGCCGCCGAACCCGGUUCCACUGCAGAUCAACCUUGCCGACCCUCUACAUCGCCCGGCGAUGCGCAUCCGAGUCACACGCCAAGAUGUGGAUCGACUCAGCCACGAUGAUGUGAUUGUCAUGCCGGAGUUCUUUGGCCGUGCCAACGACUGGGAUGCAUACUACACGCUUUUGCGUGAGGUCCGUGAAGGGCAGGCCAAUGGCAUCGAUCAAACGAAGUGGGAGUCCUGGCAUGAAGGUGCCCACCUCCUGACCAAGAACCCCAGCUGUUCAAGGGCGUUCAACGACGUGCUGGACAGAAUCUGUGACCAUUUCAGCAUUGCGAACGGCCACUUGCGGCACUCGGCGAGUCGCGAGGUUCUGGGGAUGCGCUUCAACUGGUACAGGGACGGUUCGGACUGGAAACCUUUCCACCACGACGCGGCCGCCUUUAACCCGCGAAUGGCCGAAAAGCAGAACUGCACCGUGGGCGUCUCCUUCGGAUCCUCCAGGGAGCUGGCUUUCCGGAAUACGGCCAGUGGUGAUUUGCUUUACUUUCCACAGAGCAAUGGUAUGCUCUUCUUCUUUGGGCGAGACGUGAACAUCCGCUGGCAGCACGGACUGAACGCCCUGCCCUUGGAGCAGCAGAGUGGCAAGGGCCGAAUCUCCAUCAUCCUGUGGGGCCUUUGCCAGCUGGCCAUUGAGGAGAUGGGGUCACCACCUAUGCUGCCACCCCGGGAUGAUGGCAAGGGCAAGGGAAAGGGCAAAACCAAAGAUGCGAGACGAGAGCCUGGCAGGAAUCUCCAGAUGGGCCAGCGGCGUUUCAGCAGCCGCCCACAUGGAAACGGUUAA
Molecule: messenger RNA, 1713 nt
Organism: Symbiodinium sp. CCMP2456
Lineage: Eukaryota; Dinophyceae; Suessiales; Symbiodiniaceae
Source: the annotation of a GenBank genome assembly